AGAAAAAAGAAAGCAUCCUUUUAUAUAUUGUAUCAGGUCCUGUGAACACAAUAGACAUGUGGCAAAGGAAAGAUCUGUAAUUGAAGCACAUCCAGAUCAAUUUGAGAUUCAAUAUUCUUUAGAGAACUCAGUUUUAAUUUAUUUAUAUAGAUGAUACAGAAAGCAAUGAAAAAAAAAAGUAACAAAUUAAAUAGUUUUAUUGCCCUUCAUUCCAAUCUAUUGAAAGCGCUUCCAGAACACGAAACUGAAGAACUUAUUCUAGAAGAAGAACAAAGUAAGAGGCAUCAUUAUGUUUCCUAGAUUUAUUGCCCUUUCUCCUUUAACAAUCACGGCAAUUAUCUAUUAGGAAAUUUUUGCUUAGAUCCAGUUUAUCAUAGACUCUUUUAGGUUUAGAUCUUUAUAUGUAAUUCAUGCGAAAAGCUAAUAAACCCACUACAGCAUUUCAGUUUCCUUUUGCAACUUGAUUUGAAAAACACAGGAAGCCUAAGCAAUAAGUCCUGGUUUGAUUACUUUGAUCUCAUUUAAUAUUGUCACCUUAUUUAUGGAAUUAAUUAAUUAGAUAAUAAUUAACUUCUUUGAAAAGUCUUUCUAAGAUUAUGAUACAAGAAACUACAUUUUUGGGGCUUAAGGAGUUUAGUUCAUUGUUGUUUCUUCUGCUUUUUUUUUGGGUAAACUGUGAUGGAGAAAAGAAACCCCUGUUGGAAGCAAUGCAUAUAUACUUCUCGUGAAAGUGAAAGUGAAAAGAAAAGCAAGGGGUCGCUAAGUGUUUUCACCUUAAGAAGCUUAGCGUUUCCUGUCACGCUCCCACUCUACUACAAAUUGAAGUAACAUCUUCUAAAUUGAAUCCAAAGAAUAAAAGAAAAUGCUGCUGCCAUCUUCUUCUUCUGCUUCAGUUCUUGUCUCCCUUCUUCUCUUCCUUUUGGCUUCUUCCUCCUCUGCAAUUGGGGGACAGCUCAUUAUCGUAAACAACUGCAAUGAAAGCAUAUGGCCUGGAGUUCUUGGAGGUGCAGGUCACCAAACUCCCAAAGAUGGUGGUUUUCAUCUGGGCAGCGGAGAGGAAAUAGUCCUUGAUUUACCCCAAAAGUGGUCAGGGAGGAUAUGGGGUAGGCAAGGAUGUUCCUUUGAUAAAAAUGGUAAAGGGUCAUGUGACACAGGAGAUUGCUCUGGCUUACUUCACUGCCAAGGCGCCGGAGGUGCACCCCCAGCAACUAUCGUGGAAAUGACUCUGGGAUCUUCUACUUCUCCCUUGCACUUCUAUGAUGUAAGUUUGGUUGAUGGGUUCAAUUUGCCAGUUUCAAUGGCACCAGUUGGGGGUGGAAUAGGAUGUGGAGUAGCAUCAUGUAAGGUUGAUGUCAACAUUUGCUGUCCAUCUGCUCUGGAAGUGAAAAGAGAUGGUAAAAUAGUGGGGUGCAAAAGUGCUUGCUUGGCUAUGCAAUCGGCUAAGUAUUGCUGCACAGGGGAGUAUGGAAAUCCAAAGACUUGCAAGCCAACCCUUUUUGCACAUCUCUUCAAGGCAAUAUGCCCAAAGGCUUACAGUUAUGCUUUUGAUGAGUCUAGCAGCCUUAACAAAUGCAGGGCUUCUCGCUAUGUUAUUACUUUCUGCCCUCCUAAAUAAGCAACUGCAACUGCAAGAGAGUAUUAUUGAUAUUGAAAAAUAAAGUCUCGAGUUCAAUUAUCAGUUGAAACCAA
Hevea brasiliensis (rubber tree) is the source of this 1689-nucleotide messenger RNA. RefSeq names its product thaumatin-like protein. Gene Ontology annotation, biological process: defense response. The record is from RefSeq and is a predicted model, not a curated record. The coding region runs from base 863 to 1615 and encodes 250 amino acids. Lineage: Eukaryota; Viridiplantae; Streptophyta; Magnoliopsida; Malpighiales; Euphorbiaceae. The transcript is spliced from 2 exons. Gene Ontology annotation, cellular component: extracellular region.